CGUUGUUGAGACGUGUAGCGACGCUCGGCCACAUCCGGUCGUAUAUAACCUACCACGAGUUAGCGGCGAAUUCGGAGUGUCCAUUUUGAGCAACUAUCCGGCGUCUCCCGCUUUUUCCCACCUUCUAAAACUACCUUAAAAACUCAUCCUUGCAAUGGCUGACGCUGACAUCCUGCUCAUGGAGACAUCGGAACAGAACGGUGACGAGGACCAGAACGGCGCAGAGGCCGAGCUGAUGGCCGACGACGACAACCAGGGCGGAGACGACGGCAACAAGAUCGACGCCAGCAAAAGUGAAGAAGAUGCAGGCAAAAUGUUCGUGGGUGGCCUGAGCUGGGAAACCAACAAAAAGGACCUCAAGGACUACUUCAGCAAGUUUGGCGAGGUGUCUGACUGCACCAUCAAAAUCGACGCGGCCACCGGACGCUCCCGGGGCUUCGGCUUUGUGCUUUUCAAAGACUCCGCCAGCGUGGACAAGGUGCUGAACCAGAGCCAGCACAAACUGGAUGGUCGCCAGAUCGACCCUAAGCGGGCGCUGGCCAUGAAGAGGGAGCCCGCCAGGAAGAUCUUUGUAGGCGGCUUGAACCCUGAGGCCACCGAGGAAAGCAUCAGGAAACACUUUGGCGCCUAUGGAGAGAUUGAAACCAUUGAGCUCCCGGUGGAACCCAAAUCCAAGAAGAGGAGGGGCUUCAUCUUCGUCACGUACAAAGAGGAAGCCAGCGUCAAGAAGUGCAUGGCAAAGAAGUUCCAAAGCCUUGGGGGUGGAACGUGCGAGCUGAAGAUCGCCCAACCCAAAGAGGUUUACCAGCAGCAGCAACAACAGCAGCAGUAUGCCGUAGGACGCGGCGGUGGAUUCAGCGGCCGAGGAAGAGGCGCCCGAGGAGGUCAGAGCCAAGGCUGGAACCAGGGCGGCUACGGGGGCUACUACAACCAGGCAUAUAGCGGCCAAGGCUAUGGCAGCUACGGAGGCUACAGCAGCUAUGGCGGCUACGACUACCCCUCCGGUGGUUACUAUGGAUAUCCCGGCUAUGACUACAGCCAGGGCAGCCCCAAUUAUGGCAAGGCUCCCAGACGGGGCCAUCAGAGCACCUACAAGCCAUACUGAUGCGAGUAACACACGUGAGGAUCCAGGCAAACACUGAACUGGAUGGACGCGACUCCUUUUAUGACAGAAGACCAUUUGUACAGAAAAAAAACAGAAAUGUAACUUUUCCAUUUUUUUUUUUUAAUUGUAUUCUUUCAUUUUUUUCAAGGUUUUAUUUUCCCUUCUGUGUUAUUUUUUUUUUUCUUCCCUUCCCAACAUUUCCAUUGAAAGGAAGUGUAAUUUUACUGUACUUUUUGGUACCCGUUUUGAUUCUAAUGUAUUGUUAAGGGUAUUUUACAUGUCGGCAGGCUUUACAGGUUGGAUGUCUUGGCGCUGUAAACGAGCUUUUUUGACAAAUAAAAAAAAAAAAAGAAAAAUUCA
This is a messenger RNA of Corythoichthys intestinalis (scribbled pipefish), 1465 nucleotides long. Its product is annotated as heterogeneous nuclear ribonucleoprotein A/B-like. The record is from RefSeq and is a predicted model, not a curated record. Gene Ontology annotation, cellular component: chromatin; nucleoplasm. Gene Ontology annotation, molecular function: RNA binding. Bases 155 to 1105 code for a protein of 316 amino acids. The transcript is spliced from 9 exons. Gene Ontology annotation, biological process: regulation of gene expression. NCBI's taxonomy places the organism in Eukaryota, Metazoa, Chordata, Actinopteri, Syngnathiformes, Syngnathidae.